This is a messenger RNA of Acipenser ruthenus (sterlet), 3919 nucleotides long. Its product is annotated as lactase-like protein. NCBI's taxonomy places the organism in Eukaryota, Metazoa, Chordata, Actinopteri, Acipenseriformes, Acipenseridae. The record is from RefSeq and is a predicted model, not a curated record. Gene Ontology annotation, biological process: carbohydrate metabolic process. Gene Ontology annotation, molecular function: beta-glucosidase activity. The coding region runs from base 2574 to 3539 and encodes 321 amino acids. The transcript has 10 exons.
CAGCAGAUGGCAGUACACCGAAACACACACAGAGCUCUCUGCUUUUCAGUGAAUCUGGUUCGAGUGCUUUAGCGCCGUCAUGCAGACUUUUUAAACACAUUGAACUUCACGAGUAUUAGAUCUGAAAUAUAGACGACACAGUUGAAAUCAUGACAGUGCGGUAUUUACGUCUCUCCUCAUCAUCCAGGUGUUCAGUACAAUAGCACUAGCCCUGAAACGCAGCAGGCCGCAAUGUGGGUACUGGACUUGGGGAAGCGGUUUGAGAAUGCGUUUAACGAAAAAGUAGGUAAAGUACUGUCCAGCUAAAGCAGUCCCUAAGUUUAAAAGCAAACCAUGUUGAGCAGACUGCAAGAGCUGAAGAAGGAAGAGGAGACCCUGCUGAAGGUCAAGGCUUUGUUGCUGGACCAGCUCAACAGACUGAAGGUGGAGGAGCUGGCUCUACAGUCCAUGAUAAGCACAGAGAGGGAGGACAGCGAUGCUUCCAGCCCAGCCCAGCCUGACCUUGCAGAGAUUGCCAUGCAGGUAGACGAUGAAAGCAAAAUCAAUCAGACUGAACUUCAGCUAAACGCCUGUGCUGUGGAACAAGGCCUGGAGGAGGAACAGGAGGAAGAGGAAGAGGAGGAAGAGGACAACUGAACUCCAGAAGCGAUUACCAGGGGCAUAUCUAAUAGACUUGUGCCCCUUAAUGUCAGUAUUUGUACAGCAUCAGGUCUUGUUUCUUUCUGUACCAAAUAAUGUGCAGUGUAUCUCUGCUAAAGAAAAUGUUGUUCAUUUUCUAAGUGCCAGUGUAGGGCACGCACCUUACACAGAGAGGUGAGACAGCGCGCGCUUCUUACAAAGUGCAUUGGUAUUGCUUGCAGUCUGAUUCCGGGAUGCCAUAUACAUGACUCAGGUCUGCAGUUUGGAUUGUGCUUUGAUUUUAGAUGUCAGUAAGGUGAGGAGCAGAUAUAUCUGGCAUCUCUUCUGUCCCCCACACCUUCUUCGUCCUUUAGUUCCUUUUCUCAUUAUGUCAAGACUAACUGAUUUUGAAGUAUUUUACUGAAGAAACGUGUCUCUUUCUUAUGCAGCAGAGCUGUUUAUGAAGCUUAACAAUCCUUAAAAAGCUCGUUUUUAUUUAUUUUUGUUGCAGUUUUUGAUAUAACUGCACUGUCUCAUUCAUGAAGAGAAAACAAUGCAACUGUUGCUACUGUUGAUCCUGAAUGCUAGUUUUCUAAUUUUGAGAAAGAUUAAAGAUAUUAAAAGUACUGCCAUAUUAUUCCAACGUGUAAACAUUUCUAACAUGUUGUUUUUUUUCCCCCAAUCCUCUCGUUACUCCCUGGAGAAUGUUUUAUAGUAAUAACUCAACAGAUAUAUUAUGCUUGGCCUUGUAAGGGUGGAAAUAAGACUCCUGUUGCGCAGCAGUUUGAGCCAUUCCAGGUUUUACAAGAUGAGCCUCAAGUCGUCACACCUAAGCUCUUUUGACCCCAUUGGCACAGCCGUGUGGACCCCCCCCCCCCCCCCCCCCCCACCUCCCUGCAGUGCCGUGGUGGUUCUGUUUCUGUCCAUGUGAAGUGAAGCUGUGUGUAACCCUGUGUUGAACAGUUCAGGCUGUACUCGAGUUCUCUUCUCCCAGGAAUCUGCACAGGCACAUUGCGUCUUUACACUGCUCUGUACACAUGCUCUUUAGUCGGGACCCGGUACAGAGUUUCCUUCAUUCGCCUUUUUAACGCAACAGCGUAAACAACAGUGUUAUCCUUACCUUAGAAGGAUCUUUUUUGGUUGAAUCUACUGUAUAGGUUAGCAAUUUAGAGCUUUUUGUUUUUGUGAAAUAGUCAAGAUCACUGAGGAAUCGCACUCCAGCAAGCACAUACAGGUACUGUUUCCACUAUAGAAAAUUGUUUGAGGUACAGCUGAAUUUUUGAAAAGUGGGCAUUUGAUUAAUAAUAAUAAUAAUAAUAAUAAUAAUAAUAAUAAUAAUAAAGUGCUUUGUUUAAGUCUCUUUUUUCUCUUCUUUUUGUUCAACUUGUUUUAUUGAACUUGCCAUGCUGUAUGGAUGUUUUGAAUUGUGGUUGACAGAAUCUCCUAAUGUUCUGUGUUUAAAUAAAGAUGUUUAUAAUACAAGUGUUUGUUGUUGUUGUUGUUGUUUCUUUUUUAUUAAAUAGCUUGUGUUUGUUUGGAUGGCUGCUGACUGGCGGCCGGUCGGUUCAGUUGAAGCGGACUCUUCGGAUGGACCCCACCGUGCUCCCCAGUCACUGGUUUUGUAGUAUAUCAUAAAGUACCUGUUCUGCAGUGGAGGGGUUAUCAUGAUGGCUUUUUUGGUUGCAAAAAUCCCCAAUAUAUUAAAGUUUAACCAUGUAAUCCUAAAGUUUAAAUAUGUAUAUAACAUCCCCAGACACAAUCUGUAAGCAUGCUAGACCUAGCCCCUUUUCUAAAUGGUAGCAGUCUUCCUUCUGAUUUCUGUCACUGUUUAAUAAUUAGCAAAAGGGCCCAAACUCAUUUGUCACAUAAAUCUGAUUAAUUAUUACAUUGUUCCAGUUGCUUUUGCCUGAUUGAAGACAUAUUCGUUUUUUAAAAAUUAUUAUUAUUAUUUUCUAAUGUUACAGGCUCAUGCCAAGGUUUGGCACACUUAUGACAACCAAUGGCGCAGCAAACAAAAAGGUAUGGUUGGCAUUUCCCUGAACGGUGACUGGGGUGAGCCUGUUGACUUUACAAGCCAGAAGGACAUUGAAGCCGCUGAAAGAUACAUCCAGUUUUACCUUGGCUGGUUCGCAACCCCCAUAUUUAAUGGAGACUAUCCACAAGUGAUGAAAGACUACAUAGGUAGGAAGAGUGCACAGCAAGGCCUGGGAACCUCAAGGCUGCCGACCUUCUCGUCCCAGGAAAAGAGCUACAUCAAGGGAACAUGCGAUUUCCUUGGAAUCGGGCAUUUCACUACCCGGUACAUCACACAGAAAAACUUCCCAGCCAGUCACGGCCCCAGCUACUUCACAGACAGGGACCUGGCAGAGCUGGUGGACCCCCGGUGGCCUGACCCUGGCUCUGAAUGGUUGUAUUCUGUGCCAUGGGGGUUCAGGCGCUUGCUCAAUUUCGUGAAGACUCAGUAUGGAAACCCCAUGAUCUACGUGACAGAGAAUGGAGUGUCUGAAAAGAUGACUUGUACGGAGCUUUGUGAUGAUUGGAGAAUGCAGUACUUCAAGGAAUACAUCAAUGAGAUGCUUAAAGCGAUUAAGGAUGGUGUGAAUGUGAAAGGAUACACUGCCUGGUCCCUGCUGGAUAAGUUUGAAUGGGAUGAGGGUUACUCCGAGAGGUUUGGAUUGUACUAUGUUGAUUUUAGAAACAAGAAUAAACCACGCUACCCAAAGGCCUCGGUCCAGUAUUACAAAAGGAUCAUCAGUUCAAAUGGAUUCCCGAACCAGAAGGAGGCUGAAAACUGGCAUCGCAAGGCAAUAGAGACCUGCUCUUCAAGUAAUCAGCUUCUUGCUGCAGCUAGAAGAAAGUCCAAGGAAAAUAAGGAACAUGCAGAAAUGCCAAAGGUUUGGCCAGUGCAUGAUCAAGUUUAGGUACUAAAGAAAAUAUCUGAAAUUAAACUGAAAUUAAAACAACCACAAAGAGAUACAACCUGAUUGAAAACAUUGUUAAUUAGUGCUUGGACAAAUAAAAUACUGCCAUAUAAAAAAGGUGUGGUAUAUGUUUUUUGUGCUGUGUUUUUACUAAAUAUGUUAAAUGUUAAUUUAUUUGUAUUAACAAUUAACUCUUUGAGGGCUUUUGAUUAUUUUAUUGAUAAAAAAAGAUUUACUCUCUAUUACUGUUCAAUUAUAGAAGUAAAAAAUAGCAAUCAAGCCACAAACGUUUUUUUAAAGAGCUACAUAUAUGUGUAAUUCUGUAUAUUAUUGGUACCACCUACAGGAAGACCCUGUGAUUGGACUUCCUGUAUAGCAAC